Messenger RNA from Nestor notabilis (Kea), 1572 nucleotides. RefSeq names its product EGF domain-specific O-linked N-acetylglucosamine (GlcNAc) transferase (gene EOGT). The record is from RefSeq and is a predicted model, not a curated record. The coding region runs from base 1 to 1572 and encodes 523 amino acids. Gene Ontology annotation, cellular component: endoplasmic reticulum lumen. Lineage: Eukaryota; Metazoa; Chordata; Aves; Psittaciformes; Psittacidae. Gene Ontology annotation, molecular function: protein N-acetylglucosaminyltransferase activity. The transcript is spliced from 15 exons.
AUGUUCAUGUUGCUUGUGUUUGGAUUGCUACUGCAAGGAAUUCUGGCUGAAAAUCUUACAGAGUUCAAAAACGCUCCAGAAGAGCCAUUAUAUAGCUACAGUGCUAUCAACCUGCCGGAUGAGCACAUUCCCUACUUUCUGCACAAUAACCAGCAUAUUGCUGGCAUCUGUCAGCAGGACCCUCGUUGCCCAUAUAAAAAAUACUUGAAGAAGCUAAAAUCCUGCUGGGGUUAUGAGAAAUCUUGUAAAUCAGAUCACAGGUUCAGUUACCCAGUGUGUGAUUAUGUUGAAACUGGAUGGGCAAGUGACAUUGAGACAGCCCAACAGAUAUUCUGGAAACAAGCUGACUUUGGUUACAUUCGAGAAAGGCUCAAUGAAAUGAAAACACAUUGUAAGCCUGCAGCAACGGGAGAUUCAUCUCUGACCUGUUCUCAGUACCUUCAGCAUUGCAGAGCCACGAACUUGUACAUCGAUUUACGAACUGUAAAGAGAAACCAUGACAGGUUCAAAGAAGACUUUUUACAGAAGGGAGAAAUUGGAGGUCACUGCACCCUUGACGUUAAGGCAUUUUUGGCUGAAGGUCAGCGCAAGAGCCCUCUGCAGUCUUGGUUUGCAGAACUCCAGACGUUUACUGCAUUAAACUUCAGGCCUCUAGAAGAUGGGAAGUGUGAUGUUGUUAUUGAAAAGCCAACAUACUUCAUGAAAUUAGAUGCAGGUGUUAAUAUGUACCAUCACUUCUGCGAUUUUGUCAAUCUGUAUAUUACACAGCAUAUCAAUAAUUCCUUCAGUACUGAUGUCAACGUAGUCAUGUGGGACACUAGCUCAUAUGGUUAUGGUGACCUGUUCAGUGAGACAUGGAAGGCAUUUACCAACUAUGAAAUAAUACACUUAAAAACCUUUGACUCUAAAAGGGUAUGCUUUAAAGAAGCAGUCUUCUCAUUACUGCCUCGAAUGCGAUAUGGCUUGUUUUAUAACACACCACUGAUCUCAGGCUGUCAUGGUACGGGGCUAUUUAGGGCAUUUUCUCAGCAUGUGUUACACAGAUUAAAUAUCACACAAGAAGGACCCAAGGAUGGGAAAAUCCGAGUCACAAUACUUGCACGCAGCACAGAUUACCGGAAAAUCUUAAACCAGAAUGAGCUUGUGAAUGCUUUGAAAACAGUAUCGACGCUGGAGGUCAGAGUGGUAGACUACAAAUACAAGGAACUUGAAUUUUCAGAGCAGUUGAGGAUUACCCACAAUUCUGAUAUAUUCAUUGGGAUGCAUGGAGCCGGACUUACCCAUUUGCUCUUUCUACCAGACUGGGCUGUUGUUUUUGAACUUUACAACUGUGAAGAUGAACGCUGUUACCUGGAUUUGGCAAGGCUGAGAGGCAUUCACUACAUCACUUGGCGAAAAAGGAAUAAAGUAUUUCCUCAAGAUCAGGGACACCACCCAACACUGGGAGAGCAUCCAAAAUUUACGAACUACUCCUUUGAUGUGGAAGAAUUUAUGUACUUGGUGCUUCUGGCUGCAAAUCAUGUUUCACAGCAUUCCAAGUGGCCAUUUAGGGUAAAACAUGAUGAACUCUGA